Molecule: messenger RNA, 663 nt
Organism: Dissoconium aciculare CBS 342.82
Lineage: Eukaryota; Fungi; Ascomycota; Dothideomycetes; Mycosphaerellales; Dissoconiaceae
Exons: 1
Coding region: 1-663 (220 amino acids)
Source: RefSeq, a predicted model, not a curated record
AUGCAGCUCACCAUGUCGCCACUGAGCGUUUCCGCGUUCUCACUUGCCGCUCUCUUGUUCUCCGCCAGCGUGUUCGCUGCGCCUAUAUCGCAGAAUCUCACCUCACUGGGGCCGAGGGAUGAAAAAGAACCUUGCUACUAUGGAGAUGAGCUGACCUUCCAAGAUUAUUUCUACUAUCUGGAGUUGAACUAUCCGACAGACAAGAUAAUGCUGUGGAGCGGCGGUUCGGAGACACAGGUGCAGGCAUUCAAAGCCGUCAACCCUGAUUACCUGUACUACGAAGACGUCUUUACCUACGAGCCCGGCAAUCCCUACGCAAGGACAUGGCCUCAAGACGAGAACAAAUGCUACCGCCCUGAUAACGCCGAGGCGUCGUCCGAAGCCAUUGCUGCAGUGGCCACCGGCGAUGUCUUGGCUUUCGGCGCGGUCCAGUGGUCACAGACCGAGAAGGGGAGAUGGACUUUCUUCGGCAAACAAGAAAUGCACUGGGUAAAAAUCAACCUCGGAAACGGGCGCUUGAGCAAGAUGUUGCACAUGGUCAAGGAUACAACAGACCCAUCGCAGGUCCUCGCCGAGGAGGACGCCGACGGGAAAAUCACCUACGUCAAUGGCUACGCCGACGGGACCCCGAACUCCACCGGCAAUUUCGAUGAUGGCCCUUAG